Messenger RNA from Cryptomeria japonica (Japanese cedar), 3299 nucleotides. Its product is annotated as putative disease resistance protein RGA3. Bases 1513 to 3279 code for a protein of 588 amino acids. Gene Ontology annotation, molecular function: protein binding; ADP binding. Lineage: Eukaryota; Viridiplantae; Streptophyta; Pinopsida; Cupressales; Cupressaceae. Gene Ontology annotation, biological process: defense response. The record is from RefSeq and is a predicted model, not a curated record. The transcript is spliced from 2 exons.
GUCCCACAUGUAAUCUCUUUUCUUUGUCCUCCAUAAUCUCUCUCACCAGCUUUACUGUUACUGCUUCAAUUUUCCUUUCAGUAAAAGUUCCAUUCACAUCUGUUCUCAAUUUCAAGUGUUUAGGUUUUCUUACUUUUCCCUCAUUACCCUCAUUAUACGGGUGCGUACCUACCCUUCAAGUGUUUAGGUUUCCGUUUAUCAAGGCUAGUUGUGUUUGUGUUGGUACUGUUGGUGUAUCCGAAAGAAAUUGGUGAUCAAAUAUCACAGCAGGAUCAUUGAAGUGAAUCUGAAAGAUAGUUGAGAGAAAGCGUGUUAAGAGUGGUUUUUUCAAAAUCCAGAUCAGUCUGAGAUAUAUUUUCCAUUCCUCUUUUGGCACUUGAUUUCAUGGCGUCUUCCUCCUUUUCUCACAAGCGUUCUUUCAGUGAUUUUCAAAGGGAAACGCCUGCUGUAUCUAAAAAAGUAUACGAUGCAUUUAUCAAUCACCGAGGCCCUGAUGUGAAAGAAACUCUAGCUUUUGCCCUUUACGAUUCACUGGAGGAAAAGGAAUGUCGGACAUUUCUUGAUGAUAUGGAAUUAGAAUUGGGAGAUUCGAUUCCCUCUGCCAUACAAAAUGCGAUAUACUCUUCUGCAGUGCAGAUCGCCAUCUUUUCACCACGAUAUGCGGAGUCCUCAUGGUGUCUAGAUGAGCUGGUUCUCAUGUUGGAAACCAAGGCUCGCUUUAUUCCCAUAUUCUGUGAUGUGAAGCCUUUUGAACUUCGCUACCUGGACAAGGGAGUUUAUGCAGCUGCAUUCGCCAAACAUGAAGAAAAGGGGAGAUUCGGCGACGACAUGAUUGGUCAGUGGAAAACAGCCCUCCACUCUUCUUCACUCAUCUCUGGCUACGAAUUCAACACAUCUAAUGAUAAUGUCGAGAUGCUGUGUACAAAGAUUGCUUUGGCCGUGCAACAAGAGGUUGGAAAGACAUUUAAGGGAGUUGGGAAACAUCAGAAAGGUCUUCAUGCAGACCAGGCAGCGUCAACAAGUACAUCAACAAAGGUGAAGAAAUCUAGUCUUCUGCCCAGAGAUUCACGUCUAGUGGGGUUAGAAUCCAAACUUGUAGACAUGGUAGGUUUGUUGGAAAACCCAGAAGUUCAAGUCAUAGCUGUUGUUGGUAUGGGCGGCUCUGGCAAGACAUUUCUUCUCCAAAAUGUCUUCAAAGCGGCAAAAUCCAAGUUUGAUCAUUCAAUUUGGCUCUCUAUUUCUAAAUCUUACUCUCUCAAGAAUUUGCUACAUGAUAUAGCCUCCCACAUAGGUAUACAUAGUGAGAUUGUGAGUGAAGAGAGAGCGGCUGAAUUGAUUCAUGACCAUCUUGAAGGGAAAAGAUCUCUUAUUGUGUUGGAUGAUCUCUAGACUCUAUCUACUGAAAAUUCUCUGAUUGAUAAACUUGGUCUGCCAGCUGACAAAGAUUGUAAAGUUGUGGUUACCACAAGAAAUAGGCAGGUUGCUGUAAAUUCAGGGGCUCGAAUUUAUGAGAUGAAAAAUUUGUCAGAUGAAGACAGUUGGACCUUGUUUUGUGUCUACGCAUUUCCAGAUGGUGUGGGAAGUAGAGUUCUGAAGGACAUGGAAAAGGAGGGCCGGAAGAUUGUAAAGCAAUGUGGAAAUUUACCUCUUUCUAUCAAAACAAUAGCAGCAUCUCUGGCCAACACCACACUUCUCAGCAAAUGGGAGUUGAAGCGCCGUCAGCUCGAAAGAGUAGUUACUCCAAUUGGUGAUCCUGACCCUAUCAUGGAGAUUUUAAAAUUGAGUUAUGACUCUUUGUUUGCACACCUUAAACCGUGUUUUGCAUGUCUUUCAUUCUUUUCCGAGGAUGAAGAGAUAUUUGCAAACUAUUUGAUAAAUCUGUGGAUAGGGGAAGGAUUCAUCCCAGGCGCAGGAGAGGACCAGUGGGAUAUGGGUUGGGAUUGGUUAGAUCAACUUGCCCAGCUGUGUUUGGUUCAAGUAUAUGAGGGACAUGGGAGGUUUUAUUCAAAAAAAUAUUGUAAAGUUCAUGAUCUGUUGUAUGAUUUGGCCACACACAUAUCAGAAGAAGAUAAAAGUGUUUUCUCUGUUGAAGAAGUGUCUUCACAUACAAGUGGUGCCAUGGGCUGGUCUCGGAUUUUACUGGCCAAAAAAGAUCUGCAUGAUUUGGCCAUCUCAGAGAUCCAUCCUGUUUAUCUCCGUACACUCACACUGUCUCAUAAUGAAAAGAUUACAAGCAUUCCAGAAAGCUUGUUUACUACUAUGAGAGGACUGCGCAUUCUGGAUUUGAGCUCCACAAACAUCACUGCAUUGCCUGCAUCUCUCGGAAAGAUGAUCCUUCUUAAACUCUUGAAUUUAAGUGGGACAAAGAUUAGGGAGGUACCAGAGUGUGUGAGACAUAUGAAAAGCCUCUUGUUUCUUGCUUUACCUCACUAUUGUACUCAAUUACCAGUAUGGAUAAGUGAACUUAGAUGUCUUCAGCAUUUGGAAUGCUGGGAUAUUGAUCGCAUGCCAAAGGGAAUAUCAAAGUUGGCCUCUUUGAGAACACUGCGAUCAGAUUCCUUGCAAUUCUCCAUAGAAGAGGACGAAUUCAUGAGUUUAGAUGAUCUGGUUGAUAUGACUCAGCUUCAGGAACUAUUCUUAAUUAUUAAGCAUGAGAUAGAGCUGAAGAGGCUGGAAGAAGGGAUCCUUGCGCAAUUGGUGAAGAUGCGUCAUCUGGAUAUCAGGGACAAUACGUGGUCUGCAAGUGAGAAAGAAAUGGAGUUACCACAGUUUCCAGAGAAAAUGAGAGCAAUGAAACAUCUGGAAAGUCUUACAUUAGAGGGGUUUGUAGUACCAAGUUGGAUAUGUGAGUUGGCAAAUAUGAGGGAAUUAGAGUUAAGUCGGUUUGAAUUUAGUGAUUUUCCUGAGUUUCAAAGAAUGCCCAAUCUAGUGAUGUUGGUGUUGGAAUUAAACCAGAAGUGCAGAGAAUUUCCAUUGGCAUUUGGAGAAUCAAGAGGGUUUCCACAACUCCGCAUUUUAAAAAUUUAUAGUUUCUCUUCAUUAGAGGAGUUCCCUGAAUUGGAGGAUGGAGCAAUGGCAUGCCUUCAACAAUUCAAUUUAUGGUUUUGUCCGAAAGUGAAGAAAGUGGAGGGAUUGGAGCGACUGAAAAACUUAGAGCGGUUCCAUUAUUAUGACUCAGGUGGGACAAAUGAAUGGUGGGAGACUUUAAAGGAAGGCGGAGAAUAUUGGAAUAAAAUCAAAGCAAUAAACUCUCAUGUAACUAUUACAAUUGCUUAUUAAAAUUAUUUUUAUUUAAAUUA